CUUUUAGGAUAAUUUAACUUGUAUGGUGUUAAUAUAUAUUUAUAAUAAUUUACAAUUGAUUUCACUUUCAGGGCUACUUUCUCCUGGGAAUAAUCAUCUAAUAUGCUUUAAAACCAUUAUUCAAAUGUUAUGCUCUUUCUCAAUAAAGAAAAAAAUAGUUUUUGAGACAUAUUGUGCCUUUAAAGAAAAUUUUUAUAAUCAAAUACCUGUUCAUCUCACACAGAUAAAGUUUGAGAUGAAACAGCAGCUUUUAUCUUUUUAUGUAAGUUUAUCAUUACUAAAAUAGACACAGUGAUAAGAUUUGUCAUAACUUUGCCCUAUUUUUAAGUUAGACAACUUACCUAACAAUGGGAGAUAAGAACAUUAGCAUUAUGGCAAACAGAGAAGACAGUAACUACUUUGAGAAUCAAGAAGAAAUGUUUUGUGAAUUUUGUUAUAAAGAUGGAAAACAAAGUCAACUUGCAGAAGGAUUUUGUGUAGAAUGUGUCACAUACUUCUGCACAACGUGCCUCAAAUAUCAUGAGAAAUUUCAUCCUCAUCACAUCCAGCAAGACAAAGACAGUAUGCCUCAGGACUUCUAUACACAAAUGUGCACUCAACAUCCGGAUGAGUUAGUCAAAUUCUACUGCCUGACUUGUAACAACACAGCAUGUUCCAUCUGUAAACUUAUCUCCCACAAACAAUGCCAAGAAAUACAUCAUUUACCAAAACUGGCAAAGAACUUUGAUAAAAUCAAAGAGUUUCUUUAUAUCAAAGAUGCUAUUGUAGAAGCUGAGAAACAGGUAGCAGAACUACAAUUGAUGGUUGAAAAUGGACAAGAAAAAGUCAGAAAAAACAACAUAGAGGUAAAAGCUGCAAUUAAUCAAGACAGGAAAGAAAUCAAUGAAACAUGUGACAAUCUAGAAAGCCAAGUAGAUGAAGCUGAAGCAAUGGACAAUGAAGAGCUGGAAAAAGUGAAGGGUAAAAUCCUUACAAUCACAACCAAAAUCAGGACACUGAAAUCGGAUGUAGAAAAUACAGUAUCAGACAGACAAAAAAGCAAAGUUUUUGUUGCCGUAAAGAGUGCAAAAGUUGACAGUCAAUCAAUCUUAGGAAAUUUGCAGAAUUUGAAAGCUUCUUUAGAAGAAAAAGAAAUUUCUAAAUUCGAAUAUGCACCAUUUGAAACAUUACUGGAUAAUACCAGUACUGGAAACAGCAGACUUACAGCCACAAAAGAGAAGGUAAAAAAUGAAAGAGUUCUAUUUUGGUCACUUGUUGUGCUGGUAUUAUCAUUUGUUGUUGAUAUCUAUCAGUUUGAAGAGCCAAUCAAAUCUCAAGAGUUAAAACUGACCUUUGAACCACUAACUCUUAGCUACAUGUCUACAAACACACUUUUAACAGGUGCAUUUGAUCCCAAAAGCAUUUAUACUGUUGACAAAGCAAAUGAUAAACAUGAGGAAAUUUAUCUAGGCAACUCUGCUUAUACUAGUUCAGCUAAAGUAGCAGAUGAAAUAGCUAUAUUGUUCACUGACGGUUAUAUAGUGUUUAAUAGGAUAAAUGGACCACCUAUUAAUUCCAACAGACGAAACAAUAAAUAUAUACGAAACAAUAAAUAUAUACGUGUACAUAACAAUGGACAGCAUUUUGUUUACAACAAUGGCACUUUCUUUAUCCUGUAUGGAGGAGCAGAAAGCCGUAUAAAACUUUAUGAUAUAACUGGAAAUCUGCUAAAAGACAUAGCAAUAUGGGACAAGUUUCAAAUACUCAGCCCCUGGAAUAUAGCAGUUAGCCCUUAUAAUAAUAUCAUAUAUAUAACUGACUCAGACUUGGUGGUAAUGCUAACAACAGAUGGAGAGAUUAAAGGUUACUUUAGACAUACAGACCUUAUCAGACCAACUGGAAUGACAACUGACAGAGAUGGAAACUUGUAUGUCUGUGGCUACCUCUCAAAUAAUGUGUUUAAAAUUACUCCUGAUCUUUCACAAGGGUAUGAAUUAUUUGGUAAAGGGCAUGGCAUAAAUCGCCCAUUUAGCAUUUCAUAUAACGAAGAUGAAAAUGAAAUAGCAGUGGGCUGUUUUAGAAGAAAAUCUAUACAGAUUUUCAAAUUAAAUCAAACUUGGUUUCAAUACAUCAAACCAUUCUUUCGCAGGAUCCAAUUUUUGUUUACGAUACUAAAAUUAUUUCUUCAAUCUUAAGUGACUGAAAAUAUCUCUGAAAUAAAGUAUUCUGUACACACUGAACUGGUAAGAUUUAUAGAUAAAGCUAUGAUGACAUGCACACAGUAAUUCUAGUGAAAAAUGUAUCAAGACAAGAAUCUUAAAGCUGCAUUUAAAGGGAUUCCACUGAGUUUUUUGACUGACAGGACUGGAAAUAAUUUUUCGAGAUUAAUGCUCGAUUUGAUGUAGGUCUAGACCAAUAACUUUUCCGGAAUAAUCAUUUGAAUUAAGAAAAAUGGCUUUACUGAGAAGAGCACAAAAAUACAAUUUUAAUUCAUCAAAUUAUUUAUUUAUUAAUCUUUAAAAAAUUAUUUCUGAGUAUAUUUUAAAAUAUUUAUCUUUGCAUGUUAAGUGUCGCAGCUGAUAUUUAUAAGAAAUUCAGAUUUUAUGUUUUUAGGGUUGUGAACCUCGGUUGAGUUUUAAAUUUAAUCAAAUAUUGUUCAGAAAUUAUGAUUUUUAAAAGGGGAAAAAAAAACCCAUGGUAACACUAAAAUUCAUAUAUGAAUUUUAACAUGGAAAUGAAGUCUAUAAUAUGCUUGUGCAUGCACACAAAUAGUUAAAACAUCACAGUGUUAAAAAUCAAUAGCUGCUAUCCGAUUUUAUUGUUCAAAAAAGAGUUAUCAACCUUCAAAAAAGAUCAAAUUUGAAUGAGAACGUCUAUCAUUAAAUGCGGAAAUAAAAGGUUAAAUCCAAAGUGCUACUUAAAGCCAUGUUUGUUUGCUGAAUUUCUGUUGAUGUUAAAAUCAUCAAAUUAUAAAACCCAUUUUACUGCCUAAUUGUACUCAUUUCUGCUUUGUGAAAUUUAUUAAAUGCAGCUUUAAAUUCUAUCUAAAAUAACCAAAAAAAAGGGAAAAUUGUUACAAGCUCUGUUUCAAUCUUAUCAAUUUUGGCUAAUGACAAAUUGCAGAAAGAGAGUUCAUUUUUACUAUGUAUAGACAAUAACUCUGGACAAUAUUUUUUGCAAGUACAAUCUGUUACUAUUAUUCACCCAUCAUUGGAUUUGAUACUAAGGACAGAUAAGAUGGUUCAGUUCAAUAUUUUAAUGUGUUGUUGUAUAACUUUAUGAUAUAAUUCUGUAUAAUAAUCAUUUGUAAAUAUCUGAUGAUAGUUAUGUACUAUGUCAAUACAUGAUUCAGCACAGGGGUGUUUGUUAUUCUUCAUACAACUGUUUCAUAUUUUUUGUCUCAAAUCAAGACACAUUAUAAGGCCUUAAUACAACUUAACUGCUUUUUUGGAAGAUAAAGCGACUUAAAGUGUCCCUAAAAAGUUUAAUUUCAAGCACAGGCAUGUAUGUUAGCAGUAAGAUACAUCAAGACUAUACACUUGGUAUGUGUCAGCCAAAAAUGCAAAGCUUUUGAACAAACAUGUAUAUUUCUUAUACAUAG
Molecule: messenger RNA, 3580 nt
Organism: Ruditapes philippinarum (Manila clam)
Lineage: Eukaryota; Metazoa; Mollusca; Bivalvia; Venerida; Veneridae
Exons: 2
Coding region: 348-2174 (608 amino acids)
Biological process (GO): positive regulation of DNA-templated transcription
Cellular component (GO): nucleoplasm; chromatin
Molecular function (GO): ubiquitin-protein transferase activity; zinc ion binding
Source: RefSeq, a predicted model, not a curated record